Molecule: messenger RNA, 999 nt
Organism: Sipha flava (yellow sugarcane aphid)
Lineage: Eukaryota; Metazoa; Arthropoda; Insecta; Hemiptera; Aphididae
Exons: 1
Coding region: 1-999 (332 amino acids)
Source: RefSeq, a predicted model, not a curated record
AUGACAUCACCAUGCAUGGAAGAAGGAAGGUGUAAGAAACGUUUCCCGAAACCCUUUACCAAUGAUACUAUUACGGAUAUCGAUGGUUAUCCAUUGUAUCGCCGCAGAGACCCUGAGCGUGGUGGUCACACAUUUACAAUGCGAAAGCCGAAUUCUAUAAAUGAAGUUGAAAUUGAUAAUCGGUGGAUAGUUCCGUACUCACCAUUGCUGUCAAAAGCGUAUAAGGCUCAUAUUAAUGUCGAGUUUUGCAGUUCCGUCAAAUCCAUUAAGUACAUUUGUAAAUAUGUUAACAAAGGUAGUGAUUUGGCCGUAUUUGAAAUACAAGAUGUAAACAAAAAUGACGAAAUAGCAAGAUACCAAAUGGGUAGAUAUAUAAGCAGCAGCGAAGCUAUCUGGCGUAUUUUCAGUUUUCCCAUACAUGAAAGAGAACCUUCUGUCCAGCAUCUUGCAAUACAUCUUGAAAACGGUCAACGAGUAUAUUUUACCGAAGAAAAUAUUUUCCAAAGAGCAUUUGAGACACCGAAAACGACACUAACUGAAUUCUUUACAUUAUGUCAAAAAUCUGAUGUAUUCAGCCAAUUUGCAAAAACAUUAUUAUAUACCGAUGUUCCACGCUAUUUUACAUGGAAUAAAAUAGGGAAAAAGUGGGUGCCCCGUAAGCAAGGAAAACCACAUCCAUCGAUCCCAGGCAUAUUUAAAGCUAAGACAUUGGGACGACUUUACACUGUACAUCCUAAACAACGUGAAUGCUUCUUUUUGCGUUUAUUGCUGGUGAAUAUUCCCGGACCAACAUCUUUCGAAUAUUUGCGAACAGUGAACGAUCGAGUGUUCAAUACAUAUCAAGAUGCAUGUUGCGAGUUGCAACUACUGGAAGCAGAUAAUCAUUGGGACUUGACACUUGCUGAUGCAGCGUUGAAAUCCACACCGAAUAAUAUUCGUCAACUAUUUGCAAUAAUUUUGACAACAUGUUUUCCAACACAAUCAUCGACUCGAAUAUAA